Messenger RNA from Trichoderma atroviride IMI 206040, 4264 nucleotides. The record is from RefSeq and is a predicted model, not a curated record. NCBI's taxonomy places the organism in Eukaryota, Fungi, Ascomycota, Sordariomycetes, Hypocreales, Hypocreaceae.
AUGUCCACCGACGACAUCGACGCAGCCGUCUCGGCGUCUGAGCCUCUCCCUGUCGACACGCGGGAUGGCAUCGACGACCAGAUCGAAUGUGCCAAGGUGCCCUUGCAGCCCGCCUUCUUGCACUCGCCGCCGGAUAGCAACGAUGCCGGCAAGUCAGAGGCCAGCGACUCGGAGCUGAGCGACCUUGAGGACGAGCCGCCGCUGGAGGAUGCGCCGAUGCUGCCCCCGGAUCUCGCUGCUCAAGAGGACGAUAUUGGUGACAUCGAGCCGGACCACUGGUCGUCCGGCAACGUGCCCAUUUUCAAACCGACCAUGGAGCAGUUCAAGGAUUUCAAGCGAUUCAUGACAAAAGUCGACAAGUAUGGAAUGAAGUCUGGAAUCAUCAAAGUCAUUCCGCCAAAGGAGUGGAAAGAUGCACAGCCACAACUCGACGAUCUCGUAAAGCAGGUCCGAGUCCGCGAGCCAAUCAAACAGGACAUCAUGGGUUCGAACGGCACUUACCGCCAAGUUAAUAUACUCCAUGGACGCUCUUACAACAUACCGCAGUGGAGACAACUUUGCGAACAGAGCGAGCACCAGCCUCCUGCACGGCGCGGCGAGAGACGCGCGAAUGCGGAUAAGCCCAAGCCCGUGCGAUCUCGCCCUGCUGCCCCCAAGGCUGCGAAUGCUAAUCCCACGCCAAGGACUCGUGGACGAGGACGGCCGCCCAAGAAUAAGGGCAAGGCCAAACGGGAUGAAGAGAGCCGGCCUAUGACUCCGGUGUCCCCAAGGGUCGAAGCUGACGGUGCAGCAGACGAGGUGAUGGAGUCUAUCGAACCGAUAAAGGAACUGGGCACCGAGAUGGACUACGAUGACGAUGAGCAGCCUACAGUCCGCAGAAUGGGCGGAAUCAAACCAAGCAAGCCAAAGAUCCAAUCCACUUCAGCACGCCGAAAAUACAGCCGCCGCGAAGGAUCUGCAGUCAUUGAUGAGGCUGCGUUCAAAGAUUUCGACUACCGGAUGGAUAUUUCCGAUUAUACGCCUGAGCGCUGCGAAGAACUGGAGCGAGUCUAUUGGAAAACGUUGACUUAUGCCCAACCGCUAUAUGGUGCUGACUUGAUGGGCACGUUGUUCGACGAUAGGACCGAGAAUUGGAAUCUCAACAAACUGCCAAAUCUCUUGGAUGUUCUUGGCACCAAGGUCCCCGGUGUCAAUACUGCAUAUCUCUACCUUGGAAUGUGGAAGGCGACUUUUGCCUGGCAUCUUGAAGAUGUCGACUUGUACAGCAUCAAUUUUCUUCACUUUGGCGCUCCAAAACAAUGGUACAGCAUUUCUCAGGCUGACGCCCGAAAAUUUGAGGCUGCUAUGAAGAGCAUCUGGCCCGCCGAUGCCAAAGCUUGUGAUCAAUUCCUCAGACACAAGGCUUUCCUCAUCUCGCCGCAACACCUUCAGCAACACUAUGGCAUCAAGGUCAACCGAGUUGUCUCUUACCCCGGCGAGUUUGUUGUCACGUAUCCCUAUGGAUAUCAUUCCGGCUACAAUCUGGGAUACAACUGCGCCGAAGCAGUAAAUUUUGCCCUCGACUCCUGGCUUGAGAUGGGCAAAAUUGCCAAGAAGUGUGAAUGCGCCCAAGCUCAAGACAGCGUGUGGGUAAAUGUAUACGAGAUUGAGCGGAAGCUACGCGGAGAAGAAACUGAAUACGAAGAGACAGAGGACGACGACGAUGAAGACGACGACGAUGAUGAUGAGCUUUCUGGGCUUCCCACUCCUCCUGGUCACGCUGUGAAAUUUAGGGAUGCCAAUCGAAAGAGGAAGCGCGGCAAAGUAGACAAGGGGGCCAAGACCAAGGUUAAGAAGAUCAGAUUACGACUCAAAGUCAAGGCUGAGCCGCCUUGCUGUCUGUGCCCCAACGACAUCCCUAGUCUAGAGUUUCUUCCUACAGACGACGGCAGGAAAGCUCAUCGCCUCUGCGCCCUCUACAUUCCUGAGACAUACAUUGACACAGUUGACGGCAAAGAAACUGUAUUCAAUGUUUCUUCUAUACACAAAGACCGGCUGGAUCUUAAAUGCUUAUUUUGUCGAUCAAAACGUGGGGCUUGCUUCCAAUGCUCCCAGAAGAAAUGCACGAGGGCGUACCACGCUACGUGCGCAGCAGCGGCUGGAGCAUUUACUGAAGAGCAAGAAGUCCCGGUCUUUGGUGAAGACGGGACGGAAUACAAAGAACAGGCCUUUGAAUUCAGCUGUCGCUUCCACCGUGCCAAGCGCGAUAAGAAGCUGGAUGGUGAUGCCUUGGAAGAAGACUCUCGUAUCUUGAAGGCCGCUGAGGCCCUUGAGAAAGGAGAGAUUUGUCAGCUGCAAUAUCACAAGGGCGAAAUCUUUGCUGGAGUCGUGGUGGACAAUCGACCAGAUGAGCGAAUGCUGCUGGUUGAUGUACUUCCAAACGGUGAUCGGAUGGAAGUCGAGUGGAAAUGGCUCCUGCUUCCAGACCCGUCUGAUUAUCACUUGCCCAAGGCGUCAGCAAAUGCCAUCCCGCUGCCAUCCUCUCAAAAGGCAAAAGAUAAGCUCAAUGCCAAGCGCCAGCAAGGCGAUGACAAGCCUCGGAAAGAUGAUACCUUUGUCGAAGGCGGCUUUACCUGGGCAGAAUUUCACACUGGCGAGAUUGCGAACAAGGAGCAGGCAAAGACCGAUUUUACCAAGCAAGAUCAGAUCUGGUAUUAUCUCGGCAAGACAUCGACCGAAGCCAGAGCGCAGUAUACCGAGGAUCCAGCAAUCCCACGAUACAACACCAAGAGCAACUACUUGGAUACGCUCCCAAAGCCCCCCAAACUUGCGCCUGUGCGACAGGUAUAUCAACAGAGAGCCUACGGGCUAUAUGGCCCUACUGCUACGAGUUAUUCGGGCUUGGAAAAGCCUUAUGUCUACCAGCCGAGAACUUCUACAGGGUCGACGUACUACCACCCCGGCACAUACUCAUUCCAAGCAGCCAAUGCUGUUGCUCCCACUAUUCAAGGGUAUCAGCCGUAUACGGUACAGCGAUUUGAACCAAUGGUUGGAACAGGUGGAAAGUUUCAGGCUUACACGGCGCCGCCGCCGCCGCCGCCACCUGCGCAGCCAUCACAUUUCUAUUCCACGCCAUCGGUAGGAGGCCAGAAGCCUGCUCCACCAGCACAGGUCUCUCACCAAUAUAGUAAGCCUACCUGGCAGGUUCACUCAUCAGUAUACCAAAAGUAUCCUUUUUUCCAAGUAAAUCACAACAGGGAUGCGUCGAAAUACAGAACUCCGUAUUCACCCUGGGGCGGGUUUACCAACGGCUACGAAGGCGAUUUGAGAGCACAUUUGCUCGCAAACCAGAACGAUCUCCUCCGGCGAGCCUCUUUGGCGGCCAUGUCUCCAGUUGGCUCCGCGAGGCCAUACCAGACUUCACCUACGACAGCCGUCUCGUCUGGGGCAACGGCAAUCUCUACAACACCACAGCAGACGACCACUUCACUACCUCCGCCAAUACUAGGGACCGCCAGCCAUCAGUAUCAUCCUGCGAUCAAGGCUCAGUACAGGAAUAUGGCCCAGCAGCCCAGCAAGCCCAAGCCAGCCCCCGCGCCCAAGUCGUUCAAGGUUCCACCUAAGCAGUCUCCAGUUCCCUUACCGGCAGGCUUCUUAGCUGCUAUGGCCUCGUCGCCCGGUACCCCUUUGCAGUCCUCUCCCAAACCUUCGCCAGCUCAGCCGUCCAGUCCCAAGGCCGGGUCUCCCAAUGCCAAAUCGGCCUUGACAUCCUCGUCAUCAACAUCUCUCCGUGGGUCAGCAACGCCUGUGGGAUCGGCAUCCAAAGCGCCACAACAACCGCAAAGAAUAUCAGUCACCCCGGUGCCACUCCCCAGGUUUUCCAUGUUGCCUCAGGAGAGUAAGGCAGGGACGACACUUCCGCCAGCGAAGCCCGAAUCAUCGAAUUUGCCGCAGGCCAAGGGACCUAAUGGCCCGGAAGUCGGCGUGCCUGGAGCUACUACGCCGAAAGCAGAGGCUACUACGGAAGAAGCAGCACAAUCUGCGGCUUUACUAACGCCGUCUUCUACGAUUAAUCAACAGACCCUGGCUGAUCGCCCUCCUCAGCCCCAUACCGCGCAUACCACGAUGCAUCACCAACCUGAAGGAUUCCCUGACGUUCCAGGCUGCGAAUCAAUGGAGUUUGUCGAGCGGAUGAUGGAGAAUUUGAGGAGAGCCUCUCAGCGACGAAGUACAAGCUGAGAAGAAGGAUAGUGUUCCUCUCGACUAGGUUUUCCCUUUCGAUUUU